Megalopta genalis is the source of this 1342-nucleotide messenger RNA. RefSeq names its product sorbitol dehydrogenase. Gene Ontology annotation, molecular function: zinc ion binding; L-iditol 2-dehydrogenase (NAD+) activity. Gene Ontology annotation, biological process: D-sorbitol catabolic process. NCBI's taxonomy places the organism in Eukaryota, Metazoa, Arthropoda, Insecta, Hymenoptera, Halictidae. The record is from RefSeq and is a predicted model, not a curated record.
CUCUUCUUUCCCUGAUUUGAGUUUAGCUCCAGCAGUCCGCGGUGGAACUUUUCUUUCCCGUUUCGAUCCGAAUCGUUCGAUCUGCACGUUCGUCGCGUCGCGUCGUGAUCAAUCAUGGCCCAGGACAAUCUCACCGCAAUUCUCUACGGCAUAAACGAUAUUAGGCUGGAACAAACUCCUAUCGAAGAGCCCGGCGAUAAUGAGGUGCUGAUCAAAAUGGCCUGCAUCGGCAUCUGCGGUUCCGACGUCCACUAUUUGGUAAAUGGAAAAAUCGGUGACUUCGUGGUGCGCAAGCCGAUGAUCAUCGGCCACGAAGCUGCCGGCGUGGUGGCCAGGCUAGGAAAAGGUGUGAAACAUCUGAAGGUUGGCGACCGCGUGGCCAUCGAACCCGGGGUGCCAUGUAGAUUCUGCAAAUUCUGCAAGGAGGGCCGUUACAAUUUGUGCAAAGAAAUGGUGUUCUGCGCCACGCCACCGGUGCACGGCAACUUGAGACGCUACUACAAACACGCCGCCGACUUUUGCUUCAAGUUGCCGGACAACGUGUCGCUGGAAGAAGGGGCGUUGAUGGAGCCAUUAUCGGUCGGCGUGCACGCUUGCAAGCGAGCCAACAUCGGUAUCGAAUCGUCGGUGCUGAUUUUGGGAGCAGGCCCGAUCGGGCUCGUAAGCCUGCUGACAGCUAAAGCAAUGGGUGCCAGGAAAGUCAUAAUCCUCGAUCUGGUGCAAGAAAGGUUGGAGGUCGCGAAGAAGUUGGGCGCCGACGAGACGCUCGUCAUCAACAGGGAGAAGUGCGACGAAACUGAGAUCACGAAGAAGAUUCACGAUCUUCUCGGAGAAGAGCCUGACAAGACGAUCGACGCGACCGGCGCGCAGUCGAUGAUCCGCUUGGCGAUUCUCGCAACCAGAUCCGGCGGAGUAGCAGUUCUGGUGGGCAUGGGCGCACCGGAGGUGCAAAUUCCACUGUUCGACGCACUCAGCAGGGAGGUGGACAUCAGGGGCGUGUUCCGAUACGUGAACGAUUACGCCGACGCCCUGAAUCUUCUGGCUACGAAAAAGAUAGACGUGACGCCGCUCAUAACACACCAUUUCAACAUAGAGGACACCGUGGCAGCGUUCGACGCUGCGAAAUCGGGACAGACUGGCGUGAUCAAGGUCAUGAUACAUUGCAAAUAGGUCGGACGAUUGUCGAACCAAGGGGACGCUUGACUUUUUCACGCAACGACGUAACAAUCGGCGAACGUCGAUCUGUCGCGGAAGCUGAACGAAAACGAUAUUCCAACGGAUCAUUCCUCUUGUCAUACUUGUUUCGUGCCAAAAAAAGAGACAUCAACGAAUUCGAGCUAAU